AUAAGUAAGAAGCACGAAGUUGUGUGCGACUAGUAUACAUGUAUAGCCGUUCUUGUACCAACUACGAAGCGGCAGUCUUAUUUAUUAUCUCGUUUGAUUAGAAGUGAUACAUUUUGCUAUUUAAUCUUAAAUAUAUUUAUCCUUGGCCAAGAUGGGCGAAGAUUUCAAUGGAGAGAGAGAGCGUCAAGAGAGGGACAGAGAGAGAGAUCGAGGCGACAGAGACCGAGACAGGGACAAGGAUAGAGAAAGGGAUAGAGGUGGAGAUAGGGAUAAAGAUAGGGAAAGAGAUCGUGGAGAAAGAGACAGAGAUAGAAGGCAUAGAUCUAGAAGUAGAGAGCGAAGGAAACGUUCAAGGUCCAGAAGCAGAGACAGAAGAUCCAGAGAUCGCAAAAGAAGUUCUUCAAGAGACAAGAAAGGUCGUAGUUCAAGAAGGAGAAAGCCAUCUCUUUACUGGGAUGUACCUCCACCAGGAUUUGAACAUAUUACACCCUUACAGUAUAAAGCCAUGCAAGCUGCAGGGCAAAUCCCAGCAAAUAUUGUAGCUGAUACACCACAAGCUGCCGUGCCAGUUGUUGGAAGCACAAUCACAAGACAGGCUCGGCGAUUGUAUGUUGGAAAUAUUCCUUUUGGUGUAACAGAAGAGGAGAUGAUGGAGUUCUUCAAUCAACAGAUGCAUCUUUCUGGUUUAGCACAGGCAGCUGGAAAUCCUGUUCUUGCGUGUCAAAUUAAUCUUGAUAAGAAUUUUGCGUUCUUAGAGUUCCGUUCCAUAGAUGAAACAACACAAGCAAUGGCUUUUGAUGGUAUAAACUUUAAAGGACAAAGCUUGAAAAUUAGGCGACCUCAUGAUUAUCAACCCAUGCCUGGAAUGACUGACAAUCCUAGCAUGAACGUCCCAGAUUCUCCACACAAGAUCUUCAUAGGUGGUUUACCCAACUACUUGAAUGAAGAACAGGUGAAGGAGUUGCUGAUGAGCUUCGGACAAUUACGAGCAUUUAACCUGGUGAAGGACUCGGCGACAGGCUUAUCCAAAGGUUAUGCAUUCUGCGAAUAUGUUGAUGUGUCUAUGACCGACCAAGCGAUCGCUGGUCUCAACGGUAUGCAGCUGGGCGACAAGAAACUCAUUGUACAGAGAGCCAGUGUUGGCGCCAAGAAUCCUAUGAUUGGCACUCAAGCUCCAGUCCAAAUUCAAGUACCAGGUCUGUCCAUGGUUGGAAGCGCUGGGCCUGCUACAGAGGUCUUGUGCUUGCUGAAUAUGGUCACACCGGAAGAAUUGAUGGAAGAAGAGGAAUAUGAAGAUAUUCUUGAGGAUAUCAAAGAAGAAUGCAAUAAAUAUGGUGUUGUGCGAUCAGUCGAAAUUCCCAGACCUAUUGAAGGUGUGGAUGUUCCUGGAUGUGGAAAAGUAUUUGUUGAAUUUAACAGUGUAAUCGAUUGCCAGAAAGCACAACAGACGCUGACAGGACGUAAAUUUAAUAACCGUGUAGUGGUAACUUCAUACUUCGAUCCAGACAAGUAUCACAGAAGAGAAUUUUAAU
Messenger RNA from Phymastichus coffea, 1532 nucleotides. RefSeq names its product splicing factor U2AF 50 kDa subunit (gene U2af50). Gene Ontology annotation, biological process: mRNA processing. The transcript is spliced from 8 exons. The record is from RefSeq and is a predicted model, not a curated record. Gene Ontology annotation, cellular component: U2AF complex; nuclear speck; commitment complex. Gene Ontology annotation, molecular function: pre-mRNA 3'-splice site binding; poly-pyrimidine tract binding. NCBI's taxonomy places the organism in Eukaryota, Metazoa, Arthropoda, Insecta, Hymenoptera, Eulophidae. Bases 152 to 1531 code for a protein of 459 amino acids.